AUGGAGCCGUGGCGGCAUCUUGCCCCAUGGAUUAUUCCGCAGCGCCAGCUGCUUCAGGAAACGACUGACCGGAUGGCCCCCUGGUUGCGGGACAACCAGCAAUCCUCUCCAGACCCGCGAGUGAUGGUGCAGGAGGUCUGGUUCGACUCGAUGGACAGUGUCACCGGGGAUACACGGCGAUUGAUCUAUCGCGGCGCGGGUCGGUAUGCGGUGAUCCGCACCACCGCGGGGACCAAAUCCCCCACGAAUCGCACCCACGCAUUCUACAUCCCACUCUCCGGGAGUGAUCAUGGAGCCGGCGGCGUGUAUUUGGGUGAUGGAGGAGGUUGCGCUGAGCGCCAACGUCACCUUUCUGAUCAUUCAGCCUCAUUCGAGACUGGAGGUCGUGCCGCGAGAUGA
Penicillium macrosclerotiorum is the source of this 399-nucleotide messenger RNA. RefSeq lists its product as uncharacterized. The transcript has 2 exons. Bases 1 to 399 code for a protein of 132 amino acids. NCBI's taxonomy places the organism in Eukaryota, Fungi, Ascomycota, Eurotiomycetes, Eurotiales, Aspergillaceae. The record is from RefSeq and is a predicted model, not a curated record.